AUGGCUCGCCGCCCACGACAUCACAGCAGCAACGACGACGACGACGGAACCGCUAGCAAUGCGUCUUUCCGCCUAGACUCGGACGACGCCGCAAGUGUGGGUUUCCAGACGGACAUCACAGAUGUCACAGACUCCGACAUGCCUCUACCCACUCGCCACAGAGGCAAGGGUCGACCCCGUCAGAACCGCUCUAUGCAGAAGUCUUCGGGAAGGAAGUCUCAUGAGAAUAAUAAAGGAUCUCCAUCUCCAAGCCGUGCAAAUACGGACUCAGACUGCAGCUCUAUAGAAGGUGGCAUGGUUGUUGGCGCCAGCCAUGCUCGUCGCCCAGAGAAAAGGUGUUUCCAGGAGAAACGUCAAAAACCGGCUGCGUUGGCAGACGUCGCAAAACGAGACGAGCAUUCAGGCACCAGCUCCAGUGAUGAUAGUUGCGGUGAUAGUGACUCUGCCAGUGACUCUGACACGGACCCCGAUAUUGAUUCGGAUACCGAGGUAUCGUCAGACAGUGAUGAUGACGGUUAUGCAGAGGGCACCAGAAAGAACAUUACACGGAUGGAAGACCGAUGGGAACGGUAUUGCCGAAAGAGAGAGAAGAAGUACAGGGCGUUAGCGCGACCGGACUGCAAGUGGGCUGAUCCAGCGACUGCACUUCGCGAUGCUGGGCAAAAGGAGUUGACUCUGUUCGUCCGUUGGUGCCUGGGACUGCGGCUGGGCAAAAAUGGUCGGAAGCUCAAGGGUAUCAAGAAAUUCAAGGCACUGGAUACGGACUGGAAAUCGUUUCUCCGACACUAUGAAAAGCUCACGGAAGAGCCAAUGGACGAUGCGCUCGGUCGGCGAAUGAGGAAGAGUAUUCGAAAAGUUGCAAGGAAGCAUGGUUUAGAUACAGAUGAGAAAGAAAAGACUCCGAUGUUUAUCGAAGAUGUGGUGCCCCUGCAGGAGACAACCCUGCGCACCAUGGAGAAACGUUUCGAUCUUGGUCUUCAGCGCAUGCAGCAAUGUCUCUACCCUUUAAUGGCCUGCUUUACGGUGAAUCGGAUCAAUGCGAUGCGUCGUCUUCAGUACCAGCAUCUACAGUGUUCGAUCCAACGGGAUCCUCAUGGUGGACCCCCCCGAAUCCUUCUGGAGAUCAAGUAUAAAUUUGCCAAGAAAUACAUGGGUGUGACGCAAGCAAACACCUUCCCCCUCCCCGAGAUUAUCUAUGAUCCAUCAUUGAUGCUGAGCCCUCAUACGUUCCUUCUUGGGAUUCUCUUUCAUGAUAAUGCAUUUCGGGCUCCAGGAAUAAAGUCCAUGGGGGACCUCCGACGCCUGUGGGUGGAAGAUGGCCGCCAGCAGAUGGAGGUCCCAUUAAAACGGGACAAGGCUAAACACUACGUAUUCUGCAAAGUCAAGAGCGUCCGCGGCAAGAUUCAGAUAUAUCGCGAGCAGCCCAUCCCCUCAAGUACCCUAUCUCGACAGCUCAAGGUCUUCGGCGAGAUCGCCGGCUUUAAGUGGUCGUUGUUCACGCAUCGGUUCCGGUACGGUGGGGGCACUAUUCUGAAUGAAAGCGGUCUUGUCAGUGAUGCCCAACAGAACUUGAUCAUGAAGCACGCUGAUAUCCGAACAUUCCUGAACCAUUACCUUCCUCGGCGCAUCGGCACUGAUAUGCAGGCGUUGAUGAGAGGACUCAAGCCAGAUUCAGACAUGAUGAGAGCUGUCACCCGGAUGGGACGAUGGAUUGACCGACGUCGGCCCCGAGAGCUUACUGAUGCGCAGAAGGCCACGGUAGAGCACGAUCCAGAGCUGCAGAAAGCCAUUCGUAAGCGGGAUGCGUUCUCCAAAAAACUUCAGCGCAGUCAGAAAAAGAGUGACCGGAAGCUCGAUAAGCUUGACAAGCUGAAACGGGAUGUCACGAAUACGCGGAAUCGACUCUUGUAUGCGCUCCGCCAACGUGUGCGAGAGGAAUUUGACGAGGAGCAGGCGGUCCUUGAUAUUGAGCGGCAACUGGCGGGCACUGCGAUUCUAGACGAAGAGGCGAAGGAGCAGCUCCAAACUGAAGAGCAACUCCUUCCUCAGCAGAUUCACCUGCUAGGUAAACUCAUGACUUGGCCCACCUCCUUGUCGGUGGAAAUCGAGUGGCAGCGGCGAAAUGAGGCUACCGAAGCCGUUCGACUCUAUUGUGAUGUUCUGGAAGGUGGCCCGCGACGAGGUCGACGGCCGAAGCGGAUUGUUCCGAUUCAAGACACCCGGAUGCCUAGCCCCCCCAGAGAAAUUAUGGCGCCGGCCCAACCCCCUCUUCUUGCCCCGUCGCCCUCACGGCAUGAAAUCGUCUUGCAGGAGGCUGGCGAAGACAUCCGAACUGCCGCGAAGCCCCGAGCAUGCUUUCAAUGCUAUGGAAACCCCGCGGGAUUUGACAAUCGGCGUCUUAUGCAGUACUCCCGCCACAAAGGUCUGUUGCGACACUUCCGAGCCGUGCAUCUCGACGAUCGUUACUGUAACUACUGCAACGAGUCGGUGGACAACGAGAUGUAUUGGCGAAGGCACACCGUAGACAAGCAUCGCUUGAAUGUCAGAUACCUUGGGGACUAUCCUUGUGAUCUCUGA
This is a messenger RNA of Aspergillus luchuensis, 2577 nucleotides long. RefSeq names its product DUF3435 domain-containing protein. The record is from RefSeq and is a predicted model, not a curated record. The coding region runs from base 1 to 2577 and encodes 858 amino acids. The transcript has 5 exons. Lineage: Eukaryota; Fungi; Ascomycota; Eurotiomycetes; Eurotiales; Aspergillaceae.